ACGACAACAUGGCCGUACCUGGAUAACAUACAGACUUCUGUGUGCAGGUGUAAAAGUCCCGCUGUGGCAAUGAACACUGUAUUACUACAAAAUAUGUGCUUUUUCCAUCGGAUCUGUAUUGCUUGUGUUAGCUCUGAACACUAAAAUGGGAUUUAACCGAACUCCGGGAUAUUAAGACACCGGUAGCAAUAGGGGUAUAUAUAUAUUUAUGUGUGUUGUUUAUGUGUGUUUUGAAUCACGGCUCUCUACACUAACAAUGCUGACUAUUUAUCGUCAAUUUGUGUGAUUUUUUUAAAUUUGGAUUACGGAACCGGGACAAAAUGUCCGAGCUGGAACAAGGUGAAAGCCUGGCCAGGCCCUAUACCGUGGGUACCUUUCAGACCAGACUCAACGAGUUCCAACAUUUUAUUAAGGAAAUCACGUUCCAGGAUGUAGAGGCGACACCUGAAGAAAGGCGACAGAUGAUCACAGAGAGCCUCCGAUUUGACCAGUUCUGUGAUGCUAUCCGUUCGCUGUUCGGAACUGAUGUGAAGAACACGGACUUGAAAGCUAUUUACCGUAAGAUCUCUACCAACCCAGACGCAAAAGUCGACUGGAGCGAGCUGUUCGGAUAUUUCCAGUCGAGCGCCGAAGAGAGCGAGGAAAUCGUUCUAGGGGAAGAAGUUAGCGUUUUCACUGUCUCAAAACGCCGACGGGUCGGCGAGGCGGCCGGUGACAAGACACGACGGGACACUGUGCAAUGUAUCCGAUAUAUACCGUCUCUGGACAGCUACAUCACGGCCUCACAGAAAGGCGCCAUAGCUGUGUGGAGUAGUAAGCUACGACUGGUGAGCUGUAUAGACAUAAAUGAGCCAGCAUGGGUGACAGGGUGUGACUAUCUCCCGGGAAUACGACGGACAGUCACGUGUACAGAACGAAGCAUCCUAAUCUGGGACAGUAGAUCAAAGGGCAAAAAUCAGCAAAUAUACUCAAUAAAACCUUUUGAAAAUUCUCCUCAAUGCAUAACCCACGUGACAAACACUUCCCCUGCGCACGAGGACCUAAUCCUCUUCGGCGACGACCAGGGUUACGUAAACGCUAUGAGACUUGUGGCCAAGGACCUCAAUACCAAGAGUUCUAAGAACGACAAACGGGGCAACAUCAACCUACCACAGAACUACCCGAUCGACCCAGAAAAACUCACACAUCCCAUAGCAAAGAGAAAGCUUCACCACGAUUGGGUACUAAGCAUAAAGUACUUCCCGGAGUUACGAUGUUUUGGUUCCUGCUCUCCCCACAGUCGACAAUCGUUUGUGUUGGAGGAGGUUGAGCGGUUGUAUGAUGAUCAAGAAAUCAGGGGUGUUAACAUACACAAGGGGGUUAACUGCUUCUCGUACUGUGCCAAGGCUAACAUCAUAGCAACCGGAGGAGUGGACAAGGUGAUCAGGGUCUGGCACCCCCACAUCUUCUCACGUCCUACAGGAAAACUGAUGGGACAUUUAUUUACAAUAGUAGAUAUUUGUUGUAAUGAACGAGAUCAGCACCUAAUUAGUCUGUCAACAGCGAGGGUAUUCCGAGUGUGGGAUAUCCACACUUUAACCUGUUUACAGGUAUUCACAGAUAACGAAGAGCGACCAGGAGAGAAGAGGAUAUAUUCGAUGAUAUUUGAUAGUAAACACGAACGAUUAAUAACAGGUUCAAGUGUAAUAGACGCAUGGCCUUUGACCCGAGCUGUUCAGGAUACCAUGCAGGUGCCUCACUCCCAUGACAGACCAAUCAGCCAGAUCGUGCUCAACCUUGACCUCAACCAGGUCAUCACCGUCUGUUCGGAAUCCGUCAUUAAGGUAUGGGAAAUGGAGACUGGAAAGCGAGUGUAUAUGAUAGCGGAUGCACACGGCCCCAAUAUAGAAGUGACGGCCUUGUGUCUGGACAGGUCUGGCUAUAGACUGGCGACUGGUGCUUUUGAUGGUUCUGUGAAGGUGUGGGACUUUGGUUCCGGACAGGAGAUAAAAUGUCGGCCUGGUCGUGUCUCAGACGAGGACUACAGUAUAACAGGGAUGAUGUAUACUCACCUGACUGGGGACAGGGUCAUCCUGGCGGCGGGCUGGAACAACAAGAUCAAACUCAUACUAGAUACAAAUGAGAAUUACGAUCUACCAAUUGUUCGGGAGUUCUCUGACGUAUACUACUGGACACAAGAGAUGAAGCUGACCCCUUCCAAUUCCUCCGCUGAUCCUUUCAAAGCAAGUCCGCUUCCUGAUAUCGGCCAGCCGUCACAUACAUCGUUAGGAUCCAAACGUCACUCGACGAUGUCCGAUAAUAACGCUCAAAUCACAAAUGUGUUCAAAAAAGAUUAUAUUCUGAUGUCACAUGAGGUAACAUGUAUAGAUAGUCUCCUGCCAAAUACCUUACUGACCGGCUGUUCAAACGGCAACAUUGUUCUCUGGGAUAUUGAGAGGUCUAUGAUCGACAAAAUAUUUGAGAUUCCCGCUCCUGACGGAACAACGCCAACUCCUUCACGACAGAAACAAAAACAGAACCAGGAAAGAAAAGUCAACAUGAUCAAAGUGCUCAUUCACAAAGAGAGGAAACUUGAUCCGGCUUACCUAAAGCGUGUUGUAGAAGAUAACGAUGAGAAAAUGGAGACUGGUUCCGUCAUGUCACGGAAAUCCCGAAUGAGUAAAAAGGUGUCGCGGGCGAAUUCCAGGUUAUCUCGAACUUCAAAUGUUCAUCAACAGGGUGAUAUCAAGGUAGACGAAAAAGAACAGAAAGAGCUGAUGGACAAACUAACGGCGAGGAUCGAAGGGACGGAAGAGGACGGUGGAGAUACGACAGACGCAAAAAAAGAAGAAACAGGUGAAGAGGAAAAGAAAGAUCCGGAAAAAGAGGAAGAAGAAGACAACGAAAAGGAAAAAGAAGAGGAAAGGGAUGAGGAUGAGGAGGAAGAAGAAGAGGAUGACAUUGAAAGUCGAUACAUAACGGAAGAGUAUGAUCCCAUCAUCGUCAGCGUUCAUCAAGACUCAUAUAUCCGCUUCUGGACAUUGGCCGGACAAUUGAUACGGGAGGUGUCGGCUAUCACUCGGCGACAGGGGACGCCAGUGACGGCAGUAUGUCACGAUGAAAACUGUAAUAUACUCGUCACAGGAGACCAGAAGGGAUACCUCACGCUGUGGGAUGUUGCAAAGUUUCUGAAGAAUCCCACUUCUACUGACCAGUCGCUAUUAAAGCAAGUGAUUUAUUGGCGAGCUCAUUUGAUGAAAGUGGUGUCCCUUCGAUACGUAAACUCCCUGAAGGCGAUAUUUUCAGGAUCUAUGGACGGAUCCGUAAGGGUGUGGUGGGGCUCAAAGGGGCGUUUUAUUGGCUUCUUCAGUCAGCAUAGAGCCUUCAUCUGGCCAGAGUCUGAGGAGAAGGCAGGGCAGGCUGUACUACCGUACGACAUCACUGAGGCUCCUCUGGCGCCGGUCAAGAACAAAGGUGCUAAACAGACUGUGCGGACAGUGGAGAUGUACGAAUAUCCACUUAUAUUUGACAACAACAGGUGGGAACCUUUUCGUCGUUCCGCGUACAUGAGAGAGAAAGAAAAUACAAUUCCCCAGACAAAGAAGAAUAAUCUUCUGGAGGACAAGAAGUUCUUCACUGCUCUGAUGAAGCCAAGGGGCAGCUUAGACCGAAAGCUUGGAAUCAGGAACUCGAAUGAAAUAGAAGGGGCAUACAACCAUCACCUUGAGAGUUUCACUCCUGGCGACAGAAACCAGGGAGCUAUCUAUCGCGCACUGCCAGUCUAUCGGAUUCGAACACCAAAACGGAUGAAAACCCCCGAGGCCAGUUAUCAUGUUCCAACAGACAAUGAGUCCAACUUUCUCUUCGGUACAAAUAAAGAUGCUGCCCAACCUGCGCCUGUAAACAAGGUGAAAAUGGCACAGCGCCGGAGUACGAUAUUUAAGACUGGGACCAGCACCAGUUUUGCCUUGUCCCGGCAUUCGGAACAAAGUUCUAACGACGCUACAUCGUUACCAAAAAGGCGGUGACACCUUUUGUUGCCGAAUAUAGUUAUACGUUAAACGAACCGAUUGUCUAUUUGGAGGCCUAGUUGUAAGGAACUUAGGAAUCUCCUUUCUCGGGUUAAGAUUCUCCUAUCAUAUCCCCAAAGAGGUGAUGAGGCCUAUUUUUACUUACAUGGUCAUGAUUAUGCGUUUCGUGCUGGGCAACCAAAAUGAUACUCAUGAUAUGACAUAUGACCUGAAUAAGAAUCCAAGUUGUAUAUCUCCUUAAGUCACUUUACUGUAAAACAUGAUAAUUAUGGUCGACGACAACUGGAGUUUAUUGACGAAAUCUGAGUUGUAUUUAGAUUAGAUGCAUAAGUAAACACCACUAUGACCUUUUUGACUGAUAUAAACGCAUGUUAAAAUUGUCAUUGUAUAAUGGGAUUGAUUUUAGAAUGUGUAUAUACAUAAGAUGUUGAUAUACAUAUAUGCAGUGCUUUUUGUGGUUUCUUAUGGAACAAGCAGACGAUGUUUACUUGUUUAAUUAUUGACAUGGUUGUUUCUUUUCCUAGGGAAAUAAAAUGUGUAGUAUGUGUUGGGAACAGGUUCUAAAUAAUAUUCAGGAAAAAAAAUGAUUCAAACCAUUUUUAAUUCAAGGGUUUGACAAUGUAGUUUAUAUCUGCUAAAACGGAAAUUGUUUUAGAGAUGUACUAAGUCGGUAGCGUCGGUGUCCGUUUCCUAGUUCCGUUCUAAGUCUACCUCGAUCUCAGAGCUGUAUAUAUCGCAUAGUACUACUAUAUAUGUAAAAUGCAGCGCCAGAAUUUUCUUCUUGCUCACAAAAAUCUUUGCUUAAAUGCAUAAAGAUAUGUCAAAUAUGUACAUAAAGCACUCUCUACAUAAAUUAUUAUGAUAUGCUUUUUUAUGUAAGUACGGUAUGUCUUUUUUGUAUGUAAGGCGGUUUGUAUAUUUUGAAUGUAAAUAAUUUUAUCUGUUCAUGCACAAGAUAUAUUUAAAGAGAAUAACAAAAUAAUUUAUGUUUACCUAUGCCAUAUCUGGUCCAUGUAUACAUGUAGUUAUAAUUGACAUGUAUAUAUUGAAAAGUGUAGAUAUUUUAUAAUUUAUAAUUUGAUGCAAAAGCAAACUGUGAUAUAUUCAUAACUACGUCGGUGAAAAUUAAAAAUAAAAUGUUUCAUGUCUUCAGUACCAUAAACUGACAACACCCAACAUCUAGCUAGUAAUGACUUCAGUACGAUAAAGUGACAAAGCACACUAUCUAGCUAUUACAUCAGUUCACAACGAUAAACUGACAACACACUACAUAUAAUAUUAGAUUAUUUCUGUACAAUGAAGUGACAACCCUCCACAUCUGCUAUUUAAGGAUUUCUGUACCAUUCACUGACCCAAACAGACCCAGCAAACAAACAAGUCCACUGCUUGGUUUCGUCUCUGUUCUGUUGGGGUCUAAGGUACACAAUUAGCUAUGAGAGGUACAUAUUUAUAUAUAGUAUAUAUUUUCUCUUGAUAUUUAACAAAACUGCCAUUCUAACACCAAGAGCGUUGACUGUUUAAAACCUUAUCAAGUCUAUUAAUUUAUUACAGCUUGCUAGAUUGUUAUCAGUUGCCUCACAUCUUGAUGAUAUUUUUCUUAAGUAUCGAGAAUUCCUCAGGUUUUCCUAAGUGAAGUGUAUACGAAUCAUUGUUUUUAAACUGUCGUUUGGAGGGGUCAUCUUGACUGUCACAGAUCAGGAGCUAUUACAGUGAUAUUCUUUCUAAGAGGCCCAUCCCAAUAUAGAACAGAGAGAAAACCAUAUUAACUAUUGUCAAUAAAGCUACCGGAGUUGUAAAAACAAUCCUAUUUUAAAUAUAUUUUUGUAUUAACUUGUAAGCAUAACUCUUUGUAUAUGCAUGUUAUUUGAUCAUAUGAAAGAACAGCACGUAUUUUUAUUAUUAUUGUUAUUUCUAUAAGAAUGAGAAAUAUUUUAAAUUUUCAUCGGAAGCUUAAUCAACCUAAUAUACAUUUUAUUGUUAUCAAAACCAUCUCAAUAUCGUCUUGACCGUUUCUCUUACUACUUCCAUAGCACGUGACAUGGACUUGUAUUUAAUGUUUUUAUUUUGACAAAGAAAUCAUCUUUCUGUUCCCUUAGAAUGUUACACUAACAUGUCAUGUAUGCCUUUAAUCCAAAACGUUGCAUUCAUUUAAUCAAAAAGCUGUUUUAUCCUGUAGCAUUAUGUUUGACGAUGUAACGUCCAUUUGCUAUUUAAGAAACUUUAAUCUCGUUAAAGAUGACCUGUUUCCUCAGACAGAUAUUGAUCUUUAAUCAUGUAUUCACGGCCCUAUGUAUCGGUCAUUGCAUUGUUAUUCCUGAUUGAAAUAAUACUUUUCAUUGUAAACAAUUUAACAAUUGUUUAUAUGAUUUGAAUGAUAAUGUCAAAAUUGAUACAUCCAUAUGAUGAAUAAAGACAAAACCGUU
Molecule: messenger RNA, 6433 nt
Organism: Pecten maximus
Lineage: Eukaryota; Metazoa; Mollusca; Bivalvia; Pectinida; Pectinidae
Product: WD repeat-containing protein 64-like
Exons: 30
Coding region: 321-4007 (1228 amino acids)
Molecular function (GO): protein binding
Source: RefSeq, a predicted model, not a curated record